Messenger RNA from Somion occarium, 1107 nucleotides. The record is from the annotation of a GenBank genome assembly. Lineage: Eukaryota; Fungi; Basidiomycota; Agaricomycetes; Polyporales; Cerrenaceae.
UACCGGAGCCCCUUCCGAAGCCCCUACACGAGUCAAAACCUCUUCCAAUGGCUACUGUCUACGCACAACCUGCUGCUGCCAACUACUACUCUCCCGGGCCUCAUAAUGCUCCCAAGCAAAGAGGUUACCGCCUCUGCGACCAAUGCGGCGCCGUUGAGAACCCCUCGAUCUCCCGGUUUCGUCUGUGUGGCGGAUGUAUGAUCACUCAAUACUGCUCGCAGGAGUGCCAGAAGUCACACUGGGCAUCACACAAAGCUAUCUGCCAGCACACUUCAUCUCAGGUCAAGCAGCCCGUCGCUCCGAGCCAAGAUGAAAACCUAUUCAAGCACCUCCGUAAAUUCACAUCAACUCACUCCGAGUUGCUUGGUUGGGCUGGCUUCCAAGCGCUUCAACUCAAGCGCAUGCCAUCCAACAUCCGGCAUAACGCUCUCCUUAUUGAGCUCAACUAUCGCCCAUCGUCAGAUGCAAGUCGUCGGUUCACCGUAAAGGGAACUCACAUAGUCCCUCGUACAUAUGUCACUGAUAACGAUCAACUCGUUGCUGCGGACAUUCACCGACGAGAGGAACGUUGUCGUCAGCGAGGUGGUAUUGGUACAGCUGUUGUUCUCAUCCAAUGCGGUGACAUCAGUCAAGUCAUGCCUGUGGAGGUCGACUCUCCGAGUAGAAUCACGUGGGAUUCGCGAGAUGACUGGGCUGAGGUGCUUCAGCACUUCGUCGACUCCGGUCGGACAGACUUCAAGCCGAUAUCAUCAACUCGUGGAGGAAUCGUUUAUGGAUGAACUUGACAUCCUCUCGUUCUCCCUGCGCUGUUGUGGAUCGACGGCGUUUCCUCAGUACAUUCCAUCUUUCAAUUGUGUCACGUUGUCAUGAGAUCUUCCGGGACGAUGUUACUUUUCUCUUCGUUUGCUCUUCCUCCUUGCUCUAUAUUUUUCCCGUUCAUUUCUUGUUUGCGUCUACAUUCCAUUUCACCUUUUCGUGUUGUCUCGCAUCGCAUCGCCCCUAUCUCUGUAUCUUCAAGUUCGUUCGUAACUUAUGCACUGGCAUUUGUAGCAUAAGUGUAUCACUAUCUGGCUAAUUGCAUUUUCAUUCUAAAGUCUAUUCUGGCAA